This is a messenger RNA of Halichondria panicea, 2162 nucleotides long. RefSeq names its product ral guanine nucleotide dissociation stimulator-like. Lineage: Eukaryota; Metazoa; Porifera; Demospongiae; Suberitida; Halichondriidae. Gene Ontology annotation, molecular function: guanyl-nucleotide exchange factor activity. The transcript has 12 exons. Gene Ontology annotation, cellular component: plasma membrane. The record is from RefSeq and is a predicted model, not a curated record. Gene Ontology annotation, biological process: Ras protein signal transduction; positive regulation of GTPase activity. Bases 35 to 2071 code for a protein of 678 amino acids.
AGCUGGUGAGCAAGAAGAGAGAAAGAGAGAGAGAAUGAGUUCAACUUUGGAUGUGUUUGGAGGAGCCUCUAUUCAGGUACUCGGCACUGAGGUGGAAGAGGGUGUGGUGUACUCAGUCAGUUUGAAGAGAGUGAGGUACAGGACCCAGCCUAGUGACGGUGGUCAUCUCCAGUGGAACUCUCACAAGAUACGCACACUCAAAGCAGGGACAGUGGACAAGUUGGUGGAGUAUCUAGCACCAUGGAAGGACCCACUAGACGUGUCAUACAGGACCUGCUUCUUGAGCACAUACAGGACAUUUGCAACCCCGGAUACUGUGUUGCAGCUGCUUCUACGAAGAUUUAGAUACUACCAACCUGAUGAUGAUGCAAAAGAUACAGAGGAUAAAGCCGUUGUUCAAAGUCAUGUGAUCUCGUUCCUUUGUCAUUGGCUGGAGAGUUAUCCACAGGAUUUUCACAGUCCCCCCGCCCACCCCCUCCUGGCGAAGCUCCACCCACUAACCAUCUCACACGCUCAUCUCCAGAGAAUUGUUGACAACCUUCUAUUGGAUUUUGAGACGAGAGACUUUGUUAAGCGUGGGCGGAGUGGAGUGAGUGUGGAUAGUGGACUUGGUGUGCCAAUUGAGGACAGUGACCCUGUGGACGAGUGUGACGGCUUAGAGGACUUUGACCUUGGAACUUUGAAACCUCAGCAGUUUGCACAAUGCUUGACUGCACUAGAUGCUGAAGUAUUCCAGAGGAUCACCCCUCACCAUUGUUUGGACUAUGUCAGGGACUCUAAGAAUGCUGACAAUGCACCCUCCGUGAGAGCUUGCAUACAGCACUUUAAUCGAGUAUCGCUGAUCGUCAUAGCAACUGUUAUCGGAGGCACCAGCCCAGAGGGACGUGCGCUGAAGAUAGUGCAGUGGAUUGAUAUUGCUAGUGAGUGCAGAGCCAUCAAGAACUUCUCAUCUCUGAAGGCCAUCAUCUCCGGUCUGCAAUCAACUGCUGUGUACAGACUGAAGAGAAGCUGGCAAAGCCUACCCAGUUCUAAGCAGUCACUCUUUGACGAGCUGUCUGGUCUCCUAGCAACUGAUGGGAAUCACCAAACGAGCAGGGACCUUCUCACUAGGGAGGGCACGGCAAAGUAUGCAGAGCUUUCACCGAGGAAGAGCAAAGCUGGUCCACUUAUGGGUGGCUCUGUGCAGGGGGUGGUGCCUUACCUCGGCAUGUUCCUCACUGAUCUCACCAUGGUACACAGUGCACACAAGGACGUCACUGAGACUGGACUGAUUAACUUUGACAAGAGGCGUAAACUGUUUGAGUUGCUCGCACAGUUAACUCUCUAUCAGAAGUCGGCGGCCAAUUAUCGGUUUCCCUGCCACUCCGGACUAACUGCUUGGUUACACUCUACACCCACCCUCACAGCAGCAGAAAGUUAUCAGAUAUCAGGUGAUAUUGAGACAGCGGACUAUCUCACCCCAUCCCCCGUGGCAAACAAGAUCCUCCUCUCCCCAGCAAGGCUGAGGUAUAGACUCAAGACGCUGUUCAGUACGAAGGGGGCGGUCGUGGGCGACUCACACACCCUCACACUCCCACGCCCACAUACCCUCACACCCUCACUACCCUCGUCACCCACACACACAACCAAGACGCUGCUGACAGAUACAACAGCUAGCGUAGAUAAUUUGUUGGACGUACAUUUUGACUCUGAUUCUAUUGAGAUGCAAUCGAAAAUUCGAAAACGAUCGAAUUCAAUGUCUCCUUCAAUUGGAAGACGGUACUGUGGAAGAAGUAACCAUAGCGAUACUAGACCACACCCACUCCCAGGUCAUGUGGUACGAGUGGCCCUGACUCACAGUGAUCACUGCAACUAUAAAUGCUUAUUGGUGUCAGAGGGAGAUCGAACAGGUGCUGUAGUUGCUAGGGCCAUUAAGAAGUUCUCUCUGAAAGGCUCCCCAGCUGACUACACUCUGGUGCAACUAUUGGAAGAGAACAGAACCAUGGUGAUCCCCCGGCAUGGAAAUGUGUACUUUGCCCUGAACACAACUGAAACUAAAGCAACAUUAUUAUUAAUGAAAAGUGAAAUUUAGCUAUAAUUAUAUAAUAUGUAUAGCUUCUCAGAAUUUACCCCCUGGGGUUUUUCAUUGUUAUUGUAUUGAAUUGAAACCAGUAUACCGUAUA